UUUGUCAAUCAUGUGGAAGAGGCAGGCUGGGCAGUGGAAGUGCUGAAGACCAGUGGUAAACCAGUGGGUGCAACGCUGUGCAUCUCCCCUCAUGGAGACAUGGAUGGAGUCCCACCUGGAGAGUGUGCUGUCAGGCUCGUCAAAGCUGGAGCUGACAUUGUUGGCAUAAACUGCCACUUGGACCCUCUGACGUGCAUUCGUACAGUAAAGUUGAUGAAAGAAGGAUUACAGAAAGCUGGUCUCAAAGCCCAUCUCAUGAUCCAGCCACUGGGCUUCCACACCCCUGAGUGCAACUUAGGGGGAUACACUAGCCUGCCUGAAUACCCCUUCG
Larimichthys crocea (large yellow croaker) is the source of this 331-nucleotide messenger RNA. Its product is annotated as betaine--homocysteine S-methyltransferase 1-like. NCBI's taxonomy places the organism in Eukaryota, Metazoa, Chordata, Actinopteri, Sciaenidae. Gene Ontology annotation, molecular function: betaine-homocysteine S-methyltransferase activity. Gene Ontology annotation, biological process: L-methionine salvage. Gene Ontology annotation, cellular component: cytosol. The annotation marks the transcript as partial. The record is from RefSeq and is a predicted model, not a curated record. The transcript has 2 exons.